ACGCAAAUUAUUUGAGUGUGUCAACUGGCAAUUGUAGUUAGGAAUGUCAAGUGCGUUGUCAACACUAUGUGGACAAGCAUACGGUGCAAAAGAAUAUGCUAUGAUGGGAGUGUAUCUUCAAAGAUCAUGGAUAGUUAUGUCCUUAACUACACUCUUCCUUCUUCCGGUGUUCAUCUUCACACGACCCAUUUUGAUGCUCUUAGGCCAAGAUGAGAUUAUAGCAGAAGUGGCAGGAACCAUUUCUCUUUGGUCAAUUCCAAUCAUAUUUGCUUUUAUUGCCUCGUUCACUUGCCAAAAUUUCCUGCAAUCUCAAAGCAGGAACACCAUCAUUGCAUUCUUGGCGGCUUUCUCAAUAGUUAUUCAUGUGUUUCUCUCUUGGCUAUUGACAAUUCAAUUCAAGCUCGAGAUUCCUGGUGCAAUGACUUCAACAAGUUUGGCAUUCUGGAUUCCUAAUAUUGGUCAACUAAUAUUUAUUACAUGUGGUUGGUGCUCUGAUACAUGGAAGGGUUUCUCAUUUUUAGCAUUCAAAGAUCUUUGGCCUGUUGUCAAGCUUUCCCUUUCAUCUGGUGUCAUGUUAUGUCUUGAGCUCUGGUACAACACAAUAUUGGUUCUCUUAACGGGCAACAUGGAAAAUGCUGAGGUCCAAAUUGAUGCUCUAUCUAUAUGCCUCAACAUCAAUGGAUGGGAAAUGAUGAUAUCACUUGGUUUCAUGGCUGCUGCAAGUGUUCGAGUGGCAAACGAGCUUGGAAAAGGAAGCUCCAAGGCUGCAAAGUUCUCUAUAGUUGUGACAGUGCUUACAUCCUUCGCCAUUGGAUUCGUUCUCUUCUUAUUUUUCUUAUUUUUAAGGGAAAAACUUGCUUACAUAUUUACCACAAAUAAAGACGUGGCCCAGGCUGUUGGUGACUUGUCACCUUUGUUGGCAAUCUCUAUUCUACUAAACAGUGUCCAACCUGUACUCUCGGGAGUUGCUAUUGGAGCAGGGUGGCAAAGCAUUGUAGCAUAUGUGAACAUUGGGUGUUAUUACAUCAUAGGUGUUCCUGUAGGAGUUCUACUUGGUAAUGUUCUGAAUUUGCAAGUCAAGGGUAUUUGGAUUGGAAUGUUGUUUGGAACAUUUAUUCAAACUGUAGUGCUAAUUGUAAUCACCUACAAAACUGAUUGGGACAAGCAGGUUAUUAUAACUCGUAAUCGUAUUAACAAGUGGUCUAAGGUGGAAUCUGAUCAUGAAAUAAUUACAUCAGAUCAUUAGUUUUUUUUUAUCCUUCCGAGAUUUAUUUCUUUCAAUUCAAAAUCAAUGAGUCUAAUCAGAUUUAUUUUUUGUAAUAUUUUCUGUUGCUAGUGUUUGUUAUACAGUCAAAUGGUAU
Glycine soja is the source of this 1361-nucleotide messenger RNA. RefSeq names its product protein DETOXIFICATION 21-like. The coding region runs from base 44 to 1246 and encodes 400 amino acids. Gene Ontology annotation, molecular function: antiporter activity; xenobiotic transmembrane transporter activity. Gene Ontology annotation, cellular component: membrane. The record is from RefSeq and is a predicted model, not a curated record. Lineage: Eukaryota; Viridiplantae; Streptophyta; Magnoliopsida; Fabales; Fabaceae. Gene Ontology annotation, biological process: xenobiotic detoxification by transmembrane export across the plasma membrane. The transcript is spliced from 7 exons.